This is a messenger RNA of Telopea speciosissima, 342 nucleotides long. RefSeq lists its product as uncharacterized. The record is from RefSeq and is a predicted model, not a curated record. Bases 1 to 342 code for a protein of 113 amino acids. NCBI's taxonomy places the organism in Eukaryota, Viridiplantae, Streptophyta, Magnoliopsida, Proteales, Proteaceae. The transcript has a single exon.
AUGACAGAAUUCCUGCCCCAUCAGAUUCAGUUUACUAGUCCUCUUCAUCGACUCCUCAGAAAGGAUCCUCCUCCUUGGUCUCUGGAUCACACCAAAGCAAUCCAAGCCCUCAAGCAGCUUGCACAACAUCUUCCCACUUUGCAGAUUCCCUCCACAGGUUUACGCAUCCUGCAAUCAGAUGCCAGCGACACCCAGUGGGGUGCUGUCCUUCUUGAAGAAACCCCGAAUAAGAAGCGCAGAGUGUGUGGUUAUCGCAGUGGUGCAUUCAAACCUUCUGAACAACAUUACCAUUCUACCUUCAAGGAAAUCCUUGCAGUCCAUCGCGGAAUAGAAAAGUUUUAG